Messenger RNA from Gadus chalcogrammus (walleye pollock), 6413 nucleotides. It is a transcript of the gene slmapa, whose product is annotated as sarcolemma associated protein a. Bases 1646 to 4336 code for a protein of 896 amino acids. Lineage: Eukaryota; Metazoa; Chordata; Actinopteri; Gadiformes; Gadidae. The record is from RefSeq and is a predicted model, not a curated record. The transcript has 25 exons. Gene Ontology annotation, biological process: protein localization to plasma membrane; regulation of voltage-gated sodium channel activity; regulation of membrane depolarization during cardiac muscle cell action potential. Gene Ontology annotation, molecular function: protein binding.
AAACUGGGAAGAAUUGAACGGGAUAUUAAAUAAAAAGGAAGAUAUAAUAAAAUUGCAAGGAGUGCGUGUAGAGUGCGCGAACAGUGCGUGGAGAUUGUACGCCAGUGAACGCAGUGCCACUGCCCCUGCCCCUUUCUGCUCCUUCCUACAGUAUGGCGGCUGAUACUUGCGGAGGACAACUUCUUCCACAUUCCUCCCGUCAAACAGGGAGAGUACGGCGACUAUAGUAGACUAUUAACCAGGGGACCACGGAUCUGCUUGACAGAGACGACGUCGGCGCAUUUUGUUUCUUGUACUGGAUAUUUUCAUGGACGACAAACGGGCUGAUGUGAUGAUCGGAACUGCAGCCAAGUAAACUCGCCUCAUUUUCCGCGUCUUAACUCAGUACUGUCACUGAGAGGGUUAGUUAGCUGAGCUAGCUCACAGACUGUCAGUGAGCGGGCUAGUGAGCCGAGCUAGCGCACAGACUGUCAGUGAGCGGGCGAGUUAGCCGAGCUAGCUCAUCUUUGGGCUAACGCUCUCCUGCAGGCGACAUUACUUAUCGAAGCAAGAUAUGCGUGACUCUAUUUAGCCGCAGAGGGGAGGAAUGGCAUUAAGCCCACACACUAUAAGCGAACUGGUAGAGAGGGGCCGAACGAAAUCGUUAAAACAUUUAAGUAUCCGGAAAACAAGUUUAUUAUCUCCACUAGCCUGGCUGCUAACUCCAGACCAGAAGCUAUACAUCGGACGCCAGGGUUAGCCACUUCUCUUGUCAUUUGGAGAGCUAGUCAACUAUCUUAUUCUAGCUUCAUCGGGUCAGUUAACCCCUGAAUCAGGCAUUGCGAAGGGUUUUUUGAAACCAACCACGACAACUAACCAGGGCUAAAACUGGUAAAGGAAAAAGCGCUUGUGUGCUAACUGUAACGUUAGUGAAGUGAAUCAGUGCUCAUGUUCUAAAGCGGACUAUGGUAAGCGUUAGUUAGCAUUCGUUAGCCUCUUGAUAAGGUGUACUGUGGAGGGAUUGUGUGUUCAGAAAUAAUAACAACAAGGUCAUGGAGCUUGAAAUCUCCUUUAAUUGACAAGUAGAUUGUAGAAUAGUGGUAGUUCAGCGCCAGCCAGAAGGCAUACAAGAGGGAACAAUAGUUGGUGGACUGCUCAGCCAGAUAACCUGCCCUCAUUAAGAGGUCACAACUAGUAACUCACUAAUCCGUUUCAUUUGGUUGUCAUUUGUCUACACUCUACCAGCGGGUUAUUUGGAGUGCCAGAGGAGAACAUAGUGACAGGAGUCGGAUUCCUGGAUGUUUGAUGGACGUGGGAGUGUGUGUGCCAGCCUGUCAUCGCGAUACUGUGUCGUGCAUGUCGUGACACAUGGCACCGCGUCUCGCCACACUUUUCUCUUUCGUUAAGAACCUUGGUUGGGGAACAUUACGAUGUGCUGACAAUUCUUUAUAAGUUAUUAGUGUCGUGGGUAAAGUUGGAGGCUGUGUACAGUCGAAGAUGAGCAUCUGCUAGUGGCUACAGGUGUCUACCAGUAGCCCAACCCCUUGCCUGGAAAACCGGGCCCAUCAUUUUUAUUUUGGAAUUGAAACCGAAGACAUCCGCCACUCUGGAUCAAGAAACCUUGUCCAUCGUCUCUGGUUGGAGCAACACUCUCAAGCCGUCCUCGAUGCCUUCCGCGCUGGCCGUGUUCGCCUGCCGACCAAACUCGCACGCCUUCCAGGAGCGGCAUGUCUACCUGGACGAACCCGUCAAGAUCGGCCGCUCCGUGGCGCGCUGCCGCCCCGCGCAGAACAACGCGACGUUUGACUGCAAGGUGCUCUCCAGGAACCAUGCGCUGGUCUGGUUCGACCACAAGACCGGCAAGUUCUAUCUCCAGGACACCAAGAGCAGCAAUGGAACCUUCAUCAACAGCCAGCGCCUCAGCCGGGGUUCAGAGGAGAGUCCGCCCUGCGAACUCCUCUCUGGGGACAUCAUCCAGUUUGGGGUCGACGUCACGGAGAACACACGCAAAGUCACCCAUGGCUGCAUCGUGUCUGGUCUCAAGCUCUUCCUGCCAGAUGGAAUGGAAGCCCGUCGACGAGCAGAUGUGAUCCAAGCUCCUCUUCCUCUGCCCGUGGACAAGGUGGCUGCGAACACGCCCAGUAUGUAUUCUCAGGAACUUUUCCAGCUGUCCCAGUACCUCCAGGAGGCCUUACACAGGGAGCAGAUGCUGGAGCAGAAGCUAGCUACGCUACAACGUCUGUUGGCCAACACCCAGGAGGCUUCAGAGAGCAGCUGGCAGGCUCUGAUCGAUGAGGAUCGUCUCCUCUCUAGACUGGAGGUGAUGGGUAGUCAGCUACAAGCUUACUCUAAGUCCCAGACGGAGGAGGGGAUAAAGAAGGAGUUGCUUUCGCUCCAAGAGGACAAACACAACUACGAAACUACCGCCAAGGAGUCCCUGAGGAGAGUCCUGCAGGAGAAAAUAGAAGUGGUCCGCAAGCUGGCCGAGGUGGAGCGCUCUCUCAGUAACUCUGAGGAGGAGUGCACCCAUCUGAAGCAGGAGUCGGAGAGGAGUCAGGAAGAGGUGCAGGAGCUGGCCAACAAAUACAACGCCGCCGUCAACCAGAUCAGAGAGCUGGCCGACAAGAUCAAGCUGGCGGAGGGGGCCCAGGAGGAGCUGUCCCAGCGGGGCGAGGAGGAGAAGAGGCUGCUUCAGGGGAGGCUGGAGGAGAUGGAGGACAAGGAGCAGGUUCUCCAGGCCCGCAUCGAGGCUCUGCAGGCGGACAACGACUUCACCAACGAGAGGCUGUCUGCACUACAGGUGCGUUUAGAGCAGCUCCAGGAGAGAAGUAUUAAAGAAACCACCAGUCUGGCGGGAGCAGAAGAGGGGCCCUCGGGAGCCCAACUACAGGAGCUUCCAGAAGCAAAUCAGAGCGAGAAGAAAGAUGAGGACCUAACGGAGGACAUGGAUGAAGACACGGACACUGAUGAGGCUGAGACUGCUGCUGAUGAAGAUGAGGAUGAUGGGGAUAACUGUCAUGUUAAUAACAGUGGAGGUGACAACAGAAUUCAACAAAUUGUGUGUUCGCCGGUGAAACAAUUGAAGGAGGCAGUCGGGACCUCGAUCCAUAAACUGUCCAACUUUGAGGAAGUGAUUGAUGCUCACCUGCAGAACAACCAGACGGCAGAAGAUGACAGUCUGGCUAGUCCUGACCCACUCAGAGACGCUAAAGAAUCGGACAUGUCAGACACACUGAGUCCCAGCAAAGACCGCAGCAGUGACGACACCUCGGAUGGUAACAUGGAUGACCAGGAUCUGAACGAACCGCAGAACAGAGCAGCACUUCUCAGAGAUGAGCUUCAACGUGCCGGUCUGGACUGUGAGGACACGGAACAGGUGAUCCACUACCUCCACAGAGAGCUGCUGCAGGCCCAGGACCUAGCCAAUACAGGCAAAACCCGCUGCCUCGAGCUACAAGCUCUCCUAGAGGAGGAGAGGAAGAACAACAGCCACCAGACUGAGGAGUCGACGAAACAAAUCCAGUACCUUCAGAGCCAGCUGGCCCGGCUGCAAGUGGACAUGGAGUCCCUGAGGGACCAGAGGGAGAAGACCAUCUGCAGCACCAGAGAGGAGCUGAGUCUGGCCCAGGAGGAGGUCCUCGUCCUGCGUGACUCCCUGGAGGAGGCGGGGGCUGAGCGGGAGCAGGAGCUGAGUGCCCUGCAGGUGGAGCUGGGGACUGCCUGCAGCGAGCUGGAGCAGUGGCGGAGCACGGCCGCGCGCUACCAGCUGGACGUGGAGACACUACAGCAGGCCUUCGUCCAGCAUGCACUGCUCCGGGAGAAGACGGACCGCCUGCAGGUGGAGUGUGACAUGUUGCAGGGUCAGGGUACGUCCCUGCAGAAGGAGUGUGAGGACCUGAGGUCAGAGAGGACCACGCUGCUGGGCAAACUACAAACUAUGGAGGACCAGCUCACCAGCAGGACACAGCACCAGGCCCUCUCCUCCUCCCUCCAGACGGUGGAGCACAGGGAGGAGAUGCUGACGCAGCGCCUGGGCUCCCUGGAGAACCAGCACCUCCUCGACUCUUCCAACCUCCACACCCUGCUGGACCAGGCCAAGACAAACACGCACAGCCUACAGAAAGAGUAUGAGGAGACCCAGGAGCAGCUGGUGGACCUGAGGAGGCGCUACGAGAAGGCGGAGCAGGACAAGGUCCUGAUCCACCAGGAGCUGGAGCAGUGUCGCUCCUCCCUCCAAGUCCUGCAGGCCAGGAGUUCCAGCGGUCGCUGGAGGUCCUGGAUGCCCGUCGUCGUGGUGAUGGUUGCUGUGACAGCGGCGGUCCUUUAUCCCAACUUCCCCAAGAGCAGCUCCACCUAACACUCUCUCACGCACGCACACCUGCACACACACACCUAUACAAACGCCUCCACACCUAUAUCUACACACACACACACACACACACACACCUAUACACAUACAGCUACAGCAACAUACACAUACGCACCCCUAUUCACACACAUAUACGCACACACACACCCACGUAUAUAAACACCUUUACACGUGCACAUAGAAAUAUGGUGAGGUGUGUAGUGCGUGCAGGGAGCAGUUGUCUGUAUAAAGUGUAAUUGUAUAUAAAAAUAACUGUGUGGCGGGGGGGGUGUAUAGAGAUGUGAUUUUUACUGAGAAUCCACUCCCUCCAGUAGGGGCACUGUGGGCUGAUCCUCUCUUCUUCUGUCUCUCCUCCGGUCAUAACCGGUAAAAACUUGUCUGAACUGGUUUAAACUGGUAUAUAACCAGUCUGAACGGGUUCAAACUGGUUUGGUAUCUAACCAGUCGGAACUAGUUUGGUAUUGAACCAGCUUGAACUGGUUUGUUUGUCUGUUAAUCCUCCAUGUUGGUUCAGGGUGCUGGGGAUGGGGAUGGGGUUUGGGUUGGGGUUAAGGUUAAGCCAAAUGAAAGUCAGAUUUCUCUGUGGUCUUCUGGGCACAAGGGGUCAAAGUGCCUCUGUAACUAUCACCUGAGAGAGCGAGAGUGUGUGUGCACCGGGAACAUGUGUCUGGUCAGACUCUCUGACCACUGGUGUGUGGGUGUGUGCGUUUCUUGUCCGUUUGAAACCGACAAACAAAUAUUCCUGAUGUUAAAGAGUCAAACACACUACAGUCGAGAGAGAAUUGUAAAUUAAAGAGUUAAAGACUUAUUGAAUGAUAUGCGUUAUUAGACCUAUUUUGUUAAGAUCGUUUAGAGCUAAGAGAGAUGAUGUAAUGAUUCUGCAGCAGAGAGUUUUGGGAUUAAAGUUGUAGCAAUGCUGACCCACCAACACACAGAGUCCAGUCCUCUUCUUGCUCUCACUCUUUCACCAGGAUCCUGAUGUGGUUCACCAUCAGUCCCAUCCUCUUCUUGCUGUCACUCAGUCUCCCGGAGGUUCACCAUCCCCUGUGUCACAUCCUCUUCCUACUCAUUCAUUCACAAGGACUUAUAAGAGUCCUCUUCAUACUCUCUCAUGCACUAAUGUAUUCACCAUGCAUUAAAGGGUUAAAAGUUCACUUAUUUCCACGUGCAUUCCGAACUUCUCAUUCUGAUUAAAUUCUGUUUAAUCCAAUUCUGAGUUAACCAAUUAACCCAAUGCAAUGUUAAGGGGACUUACUGGAACUGUUGUCUCCAAACUCUGGAGACAGAGUGGUUACACAAUAAACCAAACUAAAAGUCAAAAUGACCAGAACUAUCUGGAACCCAGUCCAUGAUAUCCCGGGCUCUUAAACCAAAGCUGUAGUGAAGUUUAUUCCUUUGAAGUCUAAGAAGUUAAAAAUAAGGAGCAUCAUCACAACCUCUGUUAGUUUACAUGUUGCCUGUUGUCCUGAAGGUGAGGAUAUCGAGGUCAUGAACCCCGUUCACAUGUUUAGAGUAAGCAACCUAUUCUCAAGUUGAAUUGUUCAUAUCCAAGUCCUACGGCGUCUCUCUCAGCCUCACACGUCCCACACAAAAUACUGUCUGAACGUAAUAAGUACUGUGGUUUAUCACAUCCCAUAAUGAAAGGUUAUCCACCUGGGUGGACGGUAGAAUGUCACCCCCUGUUCAGUUUCAGCGUCUUUGAUAUGACACGUACUGCAUCACACGAAACAAGUGACAUCAUCCAGGUUCACCCAUGUUGAUCCAGUCAUGUGACACAGCAUGUUGGCGCCUGCUGGACGCCAUCUGGACGGAGGAGCUCCAGAUGUGGUGUGUAGGCCAGUAGAUACCAGUAGAGACAGGUUAGUAGAGACCACUGUACUGUAGAAAGGUGCACAAUUCCCACAACAAAACACAUUUGGAACAGUAGUCCGGUUAUAAUAAUGGUUGAGUUACCUCUAGUUAAUUUAUAAUUAUCUAUAGUUCAAUAUCACUACUAAUCUAUGGUGUUUAUCAGUUUAAUUAACAGUCUAGUUAUUAAUACUUGUAUAUUGUUCUAUAUAACAGU